Paraphaeosphaeria sporulosa is the source of this 1878-nucleotide messenger RNA. Its product is annotated as electron transfer flavo protein-ubiquinone oxidoreductase-like protein. NCBI's taxonomy places the organism in Eukaryota, Fungi, Ascomycota, Dothideomycetes, Pleosporales, Didymosphaeriaceae. The record is from RefSeq and is a predicted model, not a curated record. Gene Ontology annotation, cellular component: mitochondrial inner membrane. Bases 1 to 1878 code for a protein of 625 amino acids. The transcript has 2 exons. Gene Ontology annotation, molecular function: iron-sulfur cluster binding; electron-transferring-flavoprotein dehydrogenase activity. Gene Ontology annotation, biological process: electron transport chain.
AUGGCUUCCCGGUCACUCGCAGCGUCGCUGCCUCGACGCCUCCUCCCGUCACCACGCGCUGCGAAGUUUGCGCCUCGAACGUUUUGCACCGCGCAGCGAACACAUUCAUUCGGGGGGGCGUACCGUCCUGCGCUGCGUAUUGCUGGCCAAAGAAGGGCCAUGUCCUCUACCGCUCGCACUCGCUUCGCCCAGGUCCGCGAUGACGACCCACAGCAGAUUGAACGCGAAGCAGACGAGGUCGAUGUUUGUAUUGUUGGUGGCGGGCCUGCAGGGUUGUCGGCUGCUAUCAAGCUCAAGCAACUGGCCAACGAGGCCGGCAACGAAGACUUUCGGGUGCUGGUUCUCGAGAAGGCUGGAGAGCUGGGCGACCACAUUGUCUCUGGCAAUGUCAUCGAGCCGUCUGCACUCGAUGAGCUUCUUCCCGACUGGAAGUCAGAGGACAACCCCAACCGCUACGAGCACAUCACACCGGCCAAGGAAGACCGCAUGCGCUUCCUUACCAAGACCGGCUCGAUCUGGAUGCCAAAGCCUCCGCAGAUGAACAACCACGGCAACUACAUAAUAAGCCUGAACCAGUUGGUGAAAUGGCUUGGCGAGCGGGCGGAAGAGGUUGGCGUGGAGGUAUAUCCUGGCUUCGCGGCCUCGGAGAUCUUGUACGACCACGAAGGUGUCGUCAAGGGUGUCGCAACAAAUGACCUCGGCGUUGGCAGGGACGGCAACCCGAAGGACUCGUUCGAACGUGGUAUGGAAUUUCACGCUCGUGUGACAUUGCUCGGUGAGGGCUGCCACGGCAGUCUUUCAAAGCAAGUCAUUAAGAAGUACGAUUUAAGACGCGACAGCCAGCACCAGACAUACGCACUUGGUAUCAAGGAAGUCUGGGAAAUUCAACCAGAGAAAUUCCAAUCGGGCUUGGUAGCGCACUCGAUGGGAUACCCUCUGCCCAAGGAUACCUAUGGUGGGGGCUGGAUGUAUCACUUUGGAGACAACAUGGUGAGCAUUGGCUUGGUAACAGGACUGGACUACCCCAAUCCAUGGCUGGCGCCCUAUGGCGAGUUCCAGAAAAUGAAGCAGCACCCCUACUACCGCGAUUUUCUUGAGGGGGGCAAGUGCAUAUCGUACGGAGCUAGGACACUUGUAGAGGGUGGCUUUCAGUCAAUACCCAAAUGCGCAUUCCCUGGUGGCGCUUUGAUUGGCGAUACCGCCGGGUUCUUGAACGUACCCAAGAUCAAAGGCACCCACACGGCGAUGCGGUCUGGCAUGCUUGCAGCCGAAGCUACAUGGGACGCUUUGCAGGGCAACCCAGAGGGCUCUGUGUUCCUGUACGAUUACGAGGACAAGUUGCGCAAUUCGACCAUCUGGUCAGAGUUGAAGCAGGUGCGUAACAUGCGACCGUCUUUCCAUAAGCUUGGGUUCUAUGGCGGAAUUGCAUACUCGGGUCUGGAGGCAUACGUCUUCCGAGGGAAGACGCCCUGGACACUGAAACACGGGAAACCCGACCAUGCCGCCACUAAGACCGCGGACGAGUGCCAGAAGAUCGAGUACCCUAAGCCAGAUGGUAAGAUCAGCUUCGACAUCUUGACAAGUGUCAGUCGCAGCGGCACCAAUCACGAGGAAGACCAGCCUGUCCAUCUGCAAGUCAAGGACUGGGAUGCGCAUGCUCAAAAGGAGUGGCCCAAGUACAAGGGCGUCGAGAACCGUUUCUGCCCCGCUGGAGUAUACGAGUAUGUCGAGGACGACAGCAAGGAGUUGGGCGUCAGGUUUCAGAUCAACGCCCAAAACUGCGUACACUGCAAGACAUGUGACAUCAAAGUACCGGAUCAGGACAUCAACUGGGCCACUCCUCAAGGCGGCGAGGGCCCCAAGUAUGUAUUGACCUAA